UUUGUCUGGUGAGUUUGGAGGCACUGCACGCCCUUUCAUGCCCCAUCGGUUUGCAUAUUUACUAGACCAAUGUAAAAUAGGACCACAACUUCAAGUUCUAUAUAAGAAACCUUCAUCUCUCACCAAUUCUAAAACCAACUCACACAACACAAAACACAUCUUCUAAAGAGAAGUUCCCAUUUUCAUUCCCAAGAGUUUGAGCAAAGGACAAGUGUUAGUUUGCUCUAGAAAUGAAGAUGGGUAGUGUAACCAUUGGAGGCUCAAAGAGGAGAAUUUCAAGCAGAGGAGUUGGAGGAGUUCUCAGGGAACAGAGGGCUAGGCUUUACAUCAUAAGAAGGUGUGUUGUCAUGCUUCUCUGCUGGCAUGACUAGUGGUAGAAAACUUGAAGACUUGAAAAAUCCCAACUUUUUCUUCCAUGGCAAAGGAAUAAGAUUGGUUCUUUUUCUCUUCUUUGUUUUUGAUCUUCCCUUGUUUAUUUUUUCUUUCUUCCUCUGAUUCAUGGUGGAGUGUACAUAGCUGACGGCUGGAUGAAUAUUAUGGGAGAGAUUAGUAACAAUUUUUUGUAUGGCUUGGGAUUUAUGUAAAUCGGAAUAGCAAUGAAUUAUAAUGAUUAACAAUUUAAAUUUUAUCAUA
Lotus japonicus is the source of this 633-nucleotide messenger RNA. Its product is annotated as small polypeptide DEVIL 4-like. Gene Ontology annotation, biological process: negative regulation of cell population proliferation. Lineage: Eukaryota; Viridiplantae; Streptophyta; Magnoliopsida; Fabales; Fabaceae. The transcript has a single exon. Bases 231 to 371 code for a protein of 46 amino acids. The record is from RefSeq and is a predicted model, not a curated record.